Messenger RNA from Aspergillus luchuensis, 1275 nucleotides. Its product is annotated as N-acetylglucosamine-6-phosphate deacetylase. The coding region runs from base 1 to 1275 and encodes 424 amino acids. NCBI's taxonomy places the organism in Eukaryota, Fungi, Ascomycota, Eurotiomycetes, Eurotiales, Aspergillaceae. Gene Ontology annotation, biological process: N-acetylglucosamine catabolic process. Gene Ontology annotation, molecular function: N-acetylglucosamine-6-phosphate deacetylase activity. The transcript has 2 exons. The record is from RefSeq and is a predicted model, not a curated record.
AUGCCUGGCAAAACAUCCACCUCCCUGCCCCGCAUCACCAAGUUCACCAACUGCCGUAUCGUCAAGGGACUUGACCUCGUCGAGCAAGACGUAUGGAUUGAUUCAAUCUCUGGGAAGAUUCUCAAGGAUCAGGAAGCCUUCUAUGGAUUACAUCUCUCCCCCGAUGUGGUCAUCGACCUAGGCGGCCGCAUCUUGGCUCCCGGCCUUAUCGAUGUACAGUUGAAUGGUGCUCAGGGCUUCGACUUCUCCGUGCCCCAGGCCUCAAAAGAACUAUACGAUGAAGGUCUGCGGGCCGUUAACAAAGGUCUUGCCAGGACGGGAGUGACUUCAUACCUCCCGACGGUAGUCAGUUCUACCCCCGAAGUCUACUGGCAGGUACUUCCAUCGCUAGGGGCAUCUGGAAAGAGCCAUCGCGCCAAAGAUGGCGCGGAGUCGCUAGGCGCUCAUGUCGAAGGUCCAUUCAUCAGCCCUGGUCGUAAUGGCGUGCAUAAGACAGAAGUUCUUCGUGCAGCAACAUGCUUCGAAGAUGUCAUCGCUUGCUAUGGCAAAGACAACCUCACCGGCCCAUUCAAAUCAGUGCGCAUGAUCACAGCAGCUCCUGAGGUUGGAGACAUGCUGCCGAACAUUCCCUCCCUCACAUCAGAGGAUAUCAUCUACUCCAUUGGCCACUCGGACGCAACGUACGAGCAAGCCCUCACCGCCACCCAGCAAGGCGCCACCAUGAUCACGCAUCUUUUCAACGCAAUGCGCCCCUUCUACCACCGGAACCCCGGUAUCUUCGGCCUCCUAGGGCAGAAUGAAUGCCCGCGACCAUUCUACGGCGUCAUCGCCGACGGCAUUCACCUGCAUCCCACCUCAAUCCGCAUUGCCUACAACGCCCACCCCGAAGGCCUCAUCCUCGUCACUGACGCCAUGAAGCUAUGCGGUCUCCCCGACGGUAUCUACGACUGGACCAAUGGCGAGCGCAUCAUCAAGAACGGCGCCCGGCUGACCCUCGAAGGCUCGGACAAAAUCGCCGGCAGCUCAGCCACCCUCAUUGAGUGCGUCAACAAUUUCCGUCGCUGGUCAGGCGCCUCCACGGCCGAGGCGCUCAACGCAGCUUCCGCCACCCCCGCACGCCUUCUGGGUUUACAGGGCGUCAAGGGGUCCCUGGAGAGUGGCGCGGAUGCGGACUUGCUUGUGCUGGAUGAUGAGGAGGACCCCUUCUCGGGCCCCACCUUGACUGUGAGACAAGUCUGGAAGCGCGGAGUCAAGAUCUAUGAUACCGGCAAAUAA